Molecule: messenger RNA, 3338 nt
Organism: Styela clava
Lineage: Eukaryota; Metazoa; Chordata; Ascidiacea; Stolidobranchia; Styelidae
Product: electrogenic aspartate/glutamate antiporter SLC25A12, mitochondrial-like
Biological process (GO): aspartate transmembrane transport; malate-aspartate shuttle; L-glutamate transmembrane transport
Molecular function (GO): L-aspartate transmembrane transporter activity; L-glutamate transmembrane transporter activity; calcium ion binding
Source: RefSeq, a predicted model, not a curated record
UAUUUACAGAUAGAAAUAUUUAUUCUUUAAUUUAUUUAAAUAUCUUCCAAAUAUUGCAAUGAAGGCAGGGGAUCCGGAUUUAAAAGAUGUUUUCUUAAAGUAUGCAAGUGUUGAGAAAGAUGGGGAGCAUUACAUGACGAGGGAAGAUUUUGUUGUUAAAUUCUUACUAAUGAUGCAAUAUGGAAACAGAAGUCUGGAAACGUUAAAUUUAGUUGGAGGAGUGGCGGACACAACAAAUGAUGGUCUCAUAUCUUGGCCGGAAUUUCAAGCGUUCGAAUCCAUCCUUAGCCUUCCUGAUUCUCUCUAUCAAGUCGCCUUCUCACUGUUCGAUGUCAAUUGCAAUGGAAGCAUCAAUUUUACGGAAGUUGAAGAAAUCUUCAGCAAGACAGAAUGUCAUCGACACAUACCUUUCACCUGGGACUGUAAAUUUGUGAAAUUACAUUUCGGACGGAAUUUGGACAAAGCGUUGAAUUAUGCAGAAUUCACACAGUUUUUACAGGAACUUCAAAUCGAACAUGCACUUCAAGCGUUUGAGCGCUUCGACGUCCGCAAGGAGGGAGCGAUAUCUGCUCUUGCGUUCAGAGACAUCAUGGAGACGAUACGACCUCAUUUAUUGACCGAUUUUGUCAAAGAAAACUUAAUUGCGGUUGUCAAAAGUAUGGGAAUGCAGACAGUCAGUUUCACAUUUUUUCAAGCGUUCAAUAAUUUAUUAAAAAAUAUGGAACUUGUCAAGAAAAUAUAUCAAACCAGCGCUGGAAGUCAUGAAGAACAAGAGGUCACUAAAGAGGAAUUCAUAAUCGCUGCACAAAGAGUCAGUAGAAUAACACCACUAGAGGCCGAUAUACUGUUUCAUUUGGCCUCCCUCCUCGGUCAUCGACACGGAAAAAUAACAAUGAAAGAACUGGACCAGAUCGGAGCACUAGAAGAAGGGUCAAUGCCUUACAAUAUAGUGGCCCAACAAGAGGUACUGGAACACCACCGACCUUUCUACGUUGCUAUAAUUGAGAAUGCUUACAGAUUCACUCUUGGUGUUGUAGCAGGAGCCUGUGGAGCAACUGCAGUUUAUCCGAUUGACCUUGUGAAGACACGACUUCAGAAUCAGAGGUCAUCGGGGUCAUACGUUGGGGAAUUGAUGUACAGAAACAGUUUUGAUUGUUUUUCUAAGGUUAUUCGUCACGAAGGAUUCUUCGGAUUGUAUAGAGGUUUAAUUCCACAACUGAUCGGAGUUGGCCCGGAGAAAGCCAUCAAACUUACGAUGAAUGAUUUUGUUCGAGAUCAACUUCGUAACGAUGGAAAAGUCCCACUGUGGGGUGAAAUUGCAGCCGGUGGAUGCGCCGGAGCUUCUCAAGUCAUGUUCACCAAUCCGUUAGAAAUCGUUAAAAUACGCCUCCAAGUGGCGGGAGAAAUCGCCAGCGGUCCAAAGGUUUCUGCAUUUUCUGUGAUGAAAGAAUUGGGAUUAACUGGACUAUAUAAGGGUUCGAGAGCUUGUCUCCUACGCGAUAUCCCAUUCUCAGCGAUCUACUUCACGGCUUAUGCUCACAUGAAAUCUUCUUUUGCGAGUGAGGACGGCCAUGUCAGCCCUGGAAAACUUUUGCUUGCUGGAACUAUUGCAGGUGCCCCGGCAGCUUCUCUCACCACCCCGGCUGAUGUUGUUAAAACAAGGUUGCAAGUCAAAGUAAGAGAAGGGGAAGUCCCUUACAAAAGCAUGAUAGACUGCUUUAAAAGGGUCUACAAAGAAGAAGGAUUUAUGGCGUUCUGGAAAGGAGCUCCAGCUCGUGUGUUUCGUUCUUCCCCCCAGUUUGGCGUCACAUUGUUGACGUAUGAAUUGCUACAGAGGGUAUUUGAUGUCGAUUUCGGAGGAAGCAAGCCCAUUGGUUCACAGCACAAACCAAAGUACGUCCACGUUUCCGAUUUGCCACCAAUCAGUCCAGACCACAUCGGAGGUUACAGACUUGCCGCUGCAACAUUCGCUGGAGUGGAACGAAAAUUCGGACUUGCAUUGCCACGAUUUCAGCCAACUACGCCGAACAAAACUGCCUCGUAAAUCCCCCCCCCCUUUUAAAAAAUUUCAAUUGUGUAUUCCACUGCAUUAUUAUUGAAAUUCUAGUAAAUUUGUUUUUUUUUGUGUGCAUGCAAGUCAGUGUUUUGCCAUUGCCGGCCUAUAUUCUUACAGAGCCUAGAGCUUGUGAGAGAAUAGUGGCCACAAUAAUGCCAAGAAUAGGUGAACAAUACAAUACAAACACUUUUAUUGUGCAAAGACCAGUAUUUGCCAUUUAUCAACCCAACCUAGGCUAACAGAAUCCGCAUUCAAUUUUUAGUUUCAUAUGAUGCCAAAAUUGUUAGCAUAUAUUCCAGACCGAAAAGAUAGAAAGCCAAUUAACAUUUUAGACUAGCCAAGCACAUCAUUAACAAUAUGUCAAAACAAUUUUCUGGUUAAUUUUAUGACGAGACAACACCAAAUGCGAUUUCUUGAUUACUUUCCGAAUGCGAUGCGGGCCACAUCCGGUUCGACCACUCUGGUCUAAAGCCUUGUUUAGAGUAAAUUAUUAAAACAUGCGACUCCUCUCACUUCUAUUCGAGUGUUUACCAUGUUAUUCAGAUAUUGCCCACUACACUUAAUCAUGUACUAUAAAAUCUAAUUUUUUUUUGUUCGAUUUUUGAAAAAAAAUUAUAUUUGUUAAAAACUAUUUAUUACAAUUUAUGCCUUUUUGGAGAUUUCAAGCUGUAUUGCUUCAUUAGUCAAAUGCAUAUAGUACGAGCUAUAAAGUUCCAAGACUUCCUCGCAAGGUAUUUUGUAUAGCCUGCCAUAAUGUAACACAAUUAUUCUGUAUUUAUAGCAGCUUUUGCUCUGUUCAUUGCACAUGAAUGAGUCUCCUUCACUUCUUAGCGAAUGCCCAUAACGGCGCUCCAGAAAUAUGUGUACCAAUAUGGAGGUAAUUAAUUUUGUUCGCCUAUUUUACAUCAAGUUGUGUUAAGGGAUUAAAACCUAUGGGCAGGAGGGGGUAUAUUCACUUAGCUAACACAGGCAGUCCCCGAACUUGUAAUAGAGCCGAAAGGAGGAAAAUCGGAAUAAAAUUAUGGCCUAAAGUACCCUCGUGACUCCUCAGAAAUGAGUCUUUCACUUCUGAGUGAGUGCAUGUAACUUAGAGAUGAGUCUCCUUUACCUCUGAGUGAGUGCCCGUGACUUUACUCGGAGAUGAAUGAGUCUCUUACGUCUAAGUCUACAAUCACACCUUUGAGAGAGUUCUAGCGUCGGUGCAUAAAAAUCCUAUUUAAUCAAUUACCGUAAUUAUGGCAAAUUCUAUUUCUUUUUCUCUUUGUCUUCAGAAUAUAAAUAC